Messenger RNA from Neltuma alba, 1305 nucleotides. Its product is annotated as DNA repair RAD52-like protein 2, chloroplastic. Gene Ontology annotation, biological process: double-strand break repair via homologous recombination. Bases 70 to 762 code for a protein of 230 amino acids. Lineage: Eukaryota; Viridiplantae; Streptophyta; Magnoliopsida; Fabales; Fabaceae. The record is from RefSeq and is a predicted model, not a curated record. The transcript is spliced from 4 exons. Gene Ontology annotation, molecular function: DNA binding.
AGCGUUUCGUCGCUUGUCUAGUACGUUGGGCAUAAUUGAGAUCUGGGUGGUUGGUGAGAUCGUCGGCCGAUGGCUUCGUCGAUUAGGUCUAAUCCCUUUCCCUUCAUUGGUAUAGGAGUUCGACCAUCUACUUCUCCGUCUUUCUUAUGCGGUAAUCAAAUGCAAAAUGAGGUUCCCACUGUGGGUGCUGAAAUAGUACUUGUGAGGGCGCCCCGACGGAGAAAUCUGCGGAGAGUAGGCCUUCCAGGUUCACUCUCCCUCGUAAGUGCUCUCGAACGAAGCAACAGUGGCAGCAAUAGCAGCGAUGGGAAGAAGGGAGGCGUAUCGAAUUCCAACUACGUUGUGCCGCUGGACAAGUCGUCUCCUUUCUCGAACUCAUCAUGUAUAACUCGUCCCCUUGCAGAGAUUCUCCGCGACCUCAAUAAAAGGAUCCCCGAUAAUAUUGCCAAAGUUCAUGUCCAUGGUGAUUCCUCGGCUGCUACCCUGAUCCCCUGGUAUCAUGCCAACAGGAUGCUGAGCUUCUAUGCCCCAGGAUGGUGUGGAGAAAUACGUGAUGUCAUAUUUUCUGACAAUGGGAGUGUGACUGUGGUAUACCGUGUUACUGUGAGAGGAUCCGAUGGAGAGGCGCAUCGUGAGUCGACAGGGACAGUAUCCCCUAGUGAUGGCCCUAUUGGAGAUCCAGUAGCUGCCGCUGAGGAAAUAGCUUUCUGCAAAGCUUGUGCUCGAUUUGGUCUUGGCUUGUAUCUGUAUCAUGAAGAUUAAAUGCCCAGACAAUUUAGCUUCGCAAGAUUUGCUUCUGUUUGAGAUGUUGAAUUGUUAGGGUUUCUGUUAAAGUUAUGUAAAUGACUCAAUAUAAGAAGGCAAGGGUCCUGCGUCAAAUACUUACAACUUGAAUAUGGUUACUGGGAUGUAGAAGCCCCUUGUGUUCUGAGACCAUAUGUUUACAUUGAACUGACAUUCCUUGCUGCUUAAGCACAUCUGUCCUCCUCAUUACCCUCGAGUUUUAGGUGGCUUUCUUCUGAUCUGGAAAGACAGUCGCCACUAGAGAACAAAUGCAGCAAAUGAAGUUUUUUCUGAGGCCGGGGUUGGUUAAUAGUUUUAAAAAAUGGGUUACAGUGCAAAUCUAUCUCUUAACCAUUUGAUGAAGCUUAAUUUGUAUCUUUAAAUAUUUUUUUGGUGCGAUGUUCCUCCAAGGCACCAAAAUCAAUGCGAUGUAAGCCCAGGUUUUAUAGACUUGAACAUUUGACCAUUAACUUAAUGGUGUUUAUGUGGCAUGCCAUGUGGCAUUCAUGGUAUAUUUUGUCA